AUCUAAGGGAGGAGGCUGGGUGUUUGACUCAUGCCAUCAAAACCACUUUCCACAAAUAUCUGUUACCAGAGAGUGAAAACAAAAGGAAGAAAUGUGAGAUUGGACCAGAGGAGAUUCCCACACCUAGCGGUUACGUUUUACGGGGAAAGUGGCUAACAGCCCAUUGCAACCAGCGCCUGUUAAACUCAAAUCAGAUAAAUGACUGUUUGAAAAGAAAGCUUGUUUACCUCCUGGGAGACUCAACAUUACGCCAAUGGAUUUACUACCUCCCCAGAGUUGCAAAAACACUGAAGCCUUUUGACCUUCAUGGGACUGGAGUACAUAAGAAACAUGUGCUUUUGGAUGCUGAAAGGCACACUCUGGUUGAAUGGAAAAAGCACAGCCACCCUUUUGUCACUGAUCAACUAUACUCUGUGGUAGAUGAUGGCUACAUCCCUCAGGAAAUUGACCGCUUACCAGGUGACAAAGAUACUGCCAUUGUCAUUACGUUGGGCCAGCACUUCAGACCCUUCCCCAUGGAACUUUUCAUUCGUAGAGCCAUCAGUAUCCAAAAGGCUAUUGAACGGCUCUUCCUCAGAAGCCCUUACACUAAAGUCAUCAUUAAGACAGAAAAUAUCAGGGAGAUGAACAUAGAUACAGAGAAAUUCGGAGACUUCCAUGGUUAUAUUCAGUAUCUCAUCAUGAAGGAUAUCUUCAAAGACCUUCAUGUGGGUACCAUUGAUGCCUGGGACAUGACCACUGCAUAUGGUACCAAUAUUGUCCACCCACCUGAUGAAGUGAUUAAAAGUCAGAUUGACAUGUUUUUAAACUACAUUUGCUAAAGCUACAUCACUAAGAGCCAAUGUCUGCCAGUGAUGCCAUGUGUUUCAUCAGUGUGUUUCAUCACAUUAUUCAGUUCAGGAUCUAAAAAAAAAAAAAUUAAUUUAGAAGAAUCUGCCUUGGAAUAGAGACUCCCUGGGUUUAACUUUCAGCACCACAUAAGCAGGGCAUACAGGGAAUUACAUGCUUGUAAUUCCAGAACUCAGACAAUCAGAAGUUCAAGGUCAACCUUAGUUAUAUAGUCAGGUCAAGAAGAGCCUGGGCUACAUGAGAACCUUCCUUGAUGAAAAAUAAUAGCCAUAAUCUUGACAGGAAACAUACUUUAAAACAAUGACUGCAGAGAUGGAAUAUAAAGCCAAGAAAACUAGAUGUCAAGACAAUCCUAGGAUAUAUUCCAUUUGUCUCUGUGUUAAUACAUACCUUUAUUCUUUAGGCAACUUGAAGUCAUGAUAUCUGUUACUCUUGGCUAACCCAAGUAACAGGAAGUGUUAAAGAGACCAGACAUGUCAUUAACAUUAUGUUCUAAGAUUUCUUUUACUUAAAAAUAAUCAUCCUUUUUAUUUUCUGCAAAAGAACAGAGAGUAAGUAUGUUAGGCUUUAGGGUCUAUGUAUUGACUCUGUCACCACUGUCACUAAAGCACAAAGCAAGAGAAAAAGGUAAGCAAAUAAAAAUGUUUGUAUUUAAAAUAAA
Messenger RNA from Psammomys obesus (fat sand rat), 1510 nucleotides. Its product is annotated as NXPE family member 1-like. Lineage: Eukaryota; Metazoa; Chordata; Mammalia; Rodentia; Muridae. The transcript is spliced from 2 exons. The record is from RefSeq and is a predicted model, not a curated record. The annotation marks the transcript as partial.